Messenger RNA from Fonsecaea erecta, 444 nucleotides. RefSeq lists its product as hypothetical. NCBI's taxonomy places the organism in Eukaryota, Fungi, Ascomycota, Eurotiomycetes, Chaetothyriales, Herpotrichiellaceae. The record is from RefSeq and is a predicted model, not a curated record. The transcript has a single exon. Bases 1 to 444 code for a protein of 147 amino acids.
AUGUCGACAUCCAAGCGCCCAUCUGUCUUCUCUCGACUGUCCUCGAGCGGUGCCUCCAUCAGAUCCUCAUCCUCGACACAGCCCUCUCUCUUCAAAGGCUUCCAUGACACCACCGUCUGCGCCCGGUACGCGAAGGACGGCAAGGGCUACGACUUCCACUCGACGUACCCGUACGGCACGAGUGCCUCCCGCUCUUCGUCGUCGUCGUCGUCGUCGACGCACUCGACGUCCGAGUCCGACGUCGCUGUCGAGAGCAGCCGCAGCUUGACGCUCCGUUACGCCAAGGACAGCAAGGGACACGACUUUGCGUCCUCGUACGCGUACUCGCCGCCAACCGCCUCCUCUACUACCCUGGUCGACUCGGAUGCCGUGCACGCCGAUCGGUACAGCGAUCACAACAAGAACAUGCGAUAUGCUUGGCACCAAGGCCGACAGGGGUCUUGA